AUGUCUUCGAGAGACGACCCAGAAGCUAGGAAGAAAGCGGAAGAAAAAGCUAAAGCGGAUAGAAAAGAGAAAUACGAAAAGAAGUUGAAGGUAGAUCCUACGACUGAAGAAGCAGAGGUUAACCCUGCUGAUUUGGCCGCUAAUUUUUUCAAGGAUGAUCAAUGGGGACCUCAAUGGGCUGUUAUUGAAUUUGACGACGACGCAUGUUUGAUGAAUGUCACAAAAGCUGGUAAAGAGAAAGAUGGAUAUUAUGCACCGGCCGGAACUAUACUACCACUAGGAGCCGCCCUACCCAAAAUGACAGUAUUAAAAUACGGUGGUUUUUUCCCACCUGGUACUUCUUUCCCAGGUGGCGUUUUAGUACCUUUACACGCUAGGAUGGUUAAUAUCUUACCACAAAAGACUAAACCUGAUGGUGUCAAGUUACCUGAAGAAAGUAUUUGUUCAAUUCAAUGA
Molecule: messenger RNA, 456 nt
Organism: Tremella mesenterica DSM 1558
Lineage: Eukaryota; Fungi; Basidiomycota; Tremellomycetes; Tremellales; Tremellaceae
Exons: 3
Coding region: 1-456 (151 amino acids)
Source: RefSeq, a predicted model, not a curated record